Monoraphidium neglectum is the source of this 306-nucleotide messenger RNA. RefSeq lists its product as hypothetical. The transcript has a single exon. Gene Ontology annotation, biological process: microtubule-based movement. NCBI's taxonomy places the organism in Eukaryota, Viridiplantae, Chlorophyta, Chlorophyceae, Sphaeropleales, Selenastraceae. Bases 1 to 306 code for a protein of 101 amino acids. Gene Ontology annotation, molecular function: dynein intermediate chain binding. Gene Ontology annotation, cellular component: cytoplasmic dynein complex; cytoplasm. The record is from RefSeq and is a predicted model, not a curated record.
AUGGAGAAUGACCCAGGCAUGGACUCGUUGACGGAGGACGACCUGAUAGACGAUGCGGAGAUUGACACCAUGGUGCGCGAGGUCAUCACUGGCGCGAUCGGCGACAGCGCGUUCCUGCUCGCCAAAAUCGACGCGUGGAGUAGCAACAUCGCAGAGGGGUGCCUGAAGCGGCUAGCAGCUCUCAGCAAGCCCUUCAAGUACGUCAUCACGUGCAACCUGUCGCAAAAGGCGGGCGCGGGGCUGCACGCGGCGAGCUGCACGCGGUGGUGCGACAAGACCGACGGCAAGCUGACUGUGCAGUGGUGA